GGAAGGCCCGCGGUCCCCGAGUCCGGGUGCCCUGGCGCCGGGCGCCCGCGCGUAAAGCGUGCGCGGGCGAGGGAAACCGACACAACGCGCGUCCAGGACUGCCAGCGCCCGUCCCCGCCAGCUCGGCCAAGUAGGUGCGAUCCCCGCUUUGCAGAGAAGGGGGGCCUCGGCGCCCCGCUAUGUGCACCGGCUGGAGGAUUCUCUGUAAACGUCUCGGCUCUUCCGUCUCCCAGCCCUUUGCCCCACUCAGACUUCCUCCUCCUGGACAGCAGGAGCGUCUCUCGCGGACGGCUCGCGGCCCUGCAGAGGCCCUUUCGCUUUAUUAUCCGCCAGAUCUGCUGCAUUUUGGAGUUCCCAGGCCUGAUCGGGCGAGGGUGUCUGGCUGGGGACUCGUCGCCGCCCGGCUGGACGCCCCGAGCCCGCCCUUGGCUCCCGCGCAGCGCUGAGCCGAGCCCCGCCGCCCCCACCGCGACCCCAGGCUUCGCCUCCCACCCCCGCGCUUCCACCGGGCUGCCCUUCCUUGGCCUGGCCUGUCGGGAGGGGCCUGGCUGAGGCUUGGGAGAGCCCAGCUAGUUGGGGGAGGAUCCCAGAGAAGACUUACGGAGCAAAAUUUAAUCGGGGGUGGGGAGGGGGGGGGCCCUGGGUUUCUGGGCCGCUGGCUGUCACUCGUCAUUUGGUGUGUGGGGCUUGUGCAUGGGAAAAUCGGGAAGGAGUUGUGAUAGAAUCCUGACUGUGAGCCAGGAUUUGCUCUAAGGCUUGUCUGCAUGAACUCAUGUGUUUAUAUCCUCGCUGCUCCUCUGUGUGGUAGUUACGGUGGUACCCACAGUGCAGCAGAAGAAACUGGCUGGGAAAGUGGAGGAACUCACACCCGGCUUGCAGGAUGAGACCACGGGCUCCUGGUGCCCCCGUCUCCCUCCCUCAGGAGUGAAGACGGCCCCUGGAGCUCUGCCUGGGGUGUCUACACUUGCGGAGACCCCGCUCCCCUCAGUCCCCACCCAUCUCUGCUCCGGAGCACCAAAUAGUCUCAUUGUACCCUUCACCCCUGUUUACAUCAGUUACCACGGGACCUUCUGGGACUCCAGGCUCUUUCUGCUUCAAGUUGGAAAAUUUUAACCUGGCUUUUUGAAAUUGAGAUGUUUGCCCUCCCUGAGAAGGAAUCCAGGGCACCAUCCACCUGUCCGGGCCCAGCCUCCACACAGGACCUGGACAGUAACUGUGGGGAUGGUCUGGAAAGAGAAUGUUCUAGAAAGCCAGACCAGAAGCUGCCGGAGCUCUACGGAGUGGGUGAUCCCACCGCCGGGUUCUCCUCCAAUAGCUCCCACCUGUCCUCUAGAGGAGGCAUCAUUAAAUGGUUCUGGGACUCAGCUGAGGCCGGCUACAGGACCUACCACAUGGAUGAGGCAUCAUUAACUUGGGCACCAGUGAGAACAAACUCUGCUUUGACCUGCUGUCCAAGAGGCCUCCGGGAGGAAGUGGCCAGGUUCCUGUCUUUCUACUGCAAGAGCCCGGCGCCCCUUCAAGCGGAGAAUGUGGUUGUUCUGAACGGCUGUGCCUCUGUCUUCUCUGCUCUGGCCACGGUGCUGUGUGAGGUCGGGGAGGCUUUCCUGAUCCCUGCCCCUUACUAUGGAGCCAUCACACAGCACGUCUGUCUCUAUGGCAACGUCCGACUGGUCUCUGUCUAUCUGGACAGUGAGGUCACUGGGCCAGAUACACGCCCCUUCCAGCUCACAGUGGAGAAGCUGGAGAUGGCCCUGCAAGGAGCUAAUUCUCAGGGUAUAAAGGUCAAAGGCCUCAUCCUCAUCAACCCCCAGAACCCUCUGGGCGACAUCUACUCCCCAGCUGAGCUGCAGAACUUCCUGGAGUUUGCCAAGAGGCACGAGCUGCACGUGAUGGUGGAUGAAGUCUACAUGCUCUCCGUGUUUGAGGAGUCAGUUGGGUACCGCAGUGUCCUAAGCCUGGAAAGGCUGCCUGACCCCCAGAGGACCCACGUGAUGUGGGCCACCAGCAAGGACUUCGGGAUGUCUGGGCUCCGCUUUGGCACGCUGUACACAGAAAACCGCGACGUGGCCACUGCGGUGGCUUCCCUCUGCCGCUACCACGGCCUCAGUGGCUUGGUCCAGCACCAGAUGGCACAGCUGCUCCGGGAUCGUGACUGGAUCAACCAGGUGUACCUGCCAGAGAACCACGCCCGGCUCAAGGCUGCCCACACCUAUGUCGCGGGAGAGCUCAGGGCCCUGGGGAUCCCCUUCCUGAGUCGUGGGGCAGGCUUCUUCAUCUGGGCUGACUUGAGGAAGUACCUACCCGAGGGCAGCUUCGAGGAGGAAAGGCGGCUCUGGCGCCGCUUUUUGGACCACAAGGUGCUGGUGUCCUUUGGCAAGGCCUUCGAGUGUAAAGAGCCCGGCUGGUUCCGCCUGGUCUUCUCGGACAAGGCCCACCGGCUUUGCCUGGGGAUGCAGAGGGUCCGGCAGGUACUCGAGGGCAAAUCCCAGGUGGCAGAAGACCCCCCAGCCUGUCAGACCCAGGAGCCGAGGGAUCGGCACAGGUGAGCGGACUGUUGCCUCGUGGCCGCAGGGCCUGGCAGCCGCUGCCGACCCGGGCCGUUUGGGGCUGUGAAGACUGAUGGUGGGGGAGCUGUUUGCCAGGAAGAUACGCAACUUGGCCUUGACUGUGAAGGAGAACUCUUCUUGCCUCUCUUGGUGGCAGUGUGAAGCUCCUUAGGCUGUGGUUCCAUCCGGCCCACCCUCUCCCCCUCUAUUAAACAAAGCUGGGAGAAACUGGAA
This is a messenger RNA of Equus caballus (horse), 2780 nucleotides long. RefSeq names its product 1-aminocyclopropane-1-carboxylate synthase homolog (inactive) (gene ACCS). NCBI's taxonomy places the organism in Eukaryota, Metazoa, Chordata, Mammalia, Perissodactyla, Equidae. The record is from RefSeq and is a predicted model, not a curated record. Gene Ontology annotation, molecular function: pyridoxal phosphate binding; transaminase activity. Gene Ontology annotation, biological process: amino acid metabolic process; biosynthetic process.